This is a messenger RNA of Papaver somniferum (opium poppy), 1682 nucleotides long. Its product is annotated as mitogen-activated protein kinase 4-like. Bases 177 to 1307 code for a protein of 376 amino acids. Gene Ontology annotation, cellular component: cytoplasm; nucleus. The transcript is spliced from 6 exons. Gene Ontology annotation, molecular function: MAP kinase activity; ATP binding. Lineage: Eukaryota; Viridiplantae; Streptophyta; Magnoliopsida; Ranunculales; Papaveraceae. The record is from RefSeq and is a predicted model, not a curated record. Gene Ontology annotation, biological process: intracellular signal transduction; protein phosphorylation.
AAAGAUGAGAAUCCCUUUUUGUUUCACGGAUUUGUGAAGGCUUUUUUGGUGAAAAAAGAGAAAAUCUAAUAUGCUAAAUGCAGCAAGUCCCUUCAUUACAAACCACUUGGGUUGUUCAGUUCUGAACUUCAUAGUUUGAGUCUGGGUUUUCUUAUUGGUAUUUUCAGAGUUAAAAAAUGUCAGGAAAAUCUUGUUUUGGUUCAGGGGAUUGUGAUUUUAAUAUAAAAGGAGUUCUUAGUCAUGGUGGUCGUUAUGUUCAGUAUAACGUUCAUGGGAACUUAUUUGAAAUCCCAAAUAAGUAUGUUGGUCCUAUCAAACCUGUUGGAAGAGGAGCUUAUGGCAUCGUCUGUUCUGCUGUGAAUUCAGACACACAUGAAGAGGUUGCGAUUAAGAAGAUUGGCAAUGCAUUUGACAACAUGAUAGAUGCCAAAAAGACACUAAGAGAAAUCAAGCUUCUGUGCCACAUGGAUCACGAAAAUGUUGUUGCAAUUAAAGACAUAAUACGGCCUCCUAAGAGGGAGACCUUCAACGACGUGUACGUCGUUUACGAGUUGAUGGAAACUGAUCUUUAUCAUCUGAUACACUCCAAUCAUCCAUUGACCGAUGACCAUUGUCAGUACUUCCUGUAUCAGUUGUUGAGAGGACUGAAAUAUGUACACUCGGCACAUGUUUUGCAUCGUGAUCUUAAACCAAGUAAUUUGCUCCUAAAUGCAAGUUGUGAACUGAAGAUUGGAGACUUUGGACUAGCAAGGACAACAUCUGAAACGGAUAUGAUGACGGAAUAUGUUGUCCCUCGCUGGUACCGUGCACCAGAGUUGCUCCUCAAUUGUUCAGAGUACACUGCAGCAAUUGAUAUUUGGUCAGCAGGUUGCAUACUUGGUGAAAUAAUGACUCGGGAACCCCUCUUCCCGGGUAAAGAUUAUGUUCAUCAGCUGAGACUCAUCACUGAGCUAUUGGGAUCGCCUGAAGUAUCAAGUCUUGGAUUUCUCCGAAGUGAUAACGCUAGAAGAUAUGUUAAGCAAUUCCCACAGUAUCCAAAGCAACAGUUCUCAUCAAGGUUUCCUAACAAGCCAGCAGCCGCUAUUGAUCUGCUUGAAAAGAUGCUUGUCUUUGAUCCAAACAAGCGGAUUACAGCUGAAGAGGCACUGUGCCACCCAUAUUUGGCACCUCUUCACGCGGUCAAUGACGAACCCAUUUGUCCUAGUCCUUUCAGUUUUAAUUUCGAUCAACCAUCGUUGACUGAAGAGAUUAUCAAGGAGCUCAUUUGGAAAGAAUCUGUCAAGUUCAAUCCGGACACUUCCCAUUAGAACUAACAUAAGUUCGAUUAUAUUUGUAUUAUCUUCAGUGUGUUAGAAAGAUAUUCAGUUAUCAGUUCCCAUAACAUCUUGUAUUAUAUAUAUCCUGCAAGAUAUGGAUAUUGGGUGCAAACUCGCUCCGGAUAUUGUUCAACUUUGCUGCAACUUUAUAACUAUGAUCCAGAAAAGAUCAAUAUAGCUACAGCCUUUGAAGUUUUAUAUUAGCUCAGGUUCUUAUUACAUGUUUCCAUUAACCUGCAACCUAAGAGUAGAGGUUACUCUUUGCCUUACCGACUACAUGUUGUCUCGUUAAGCAAUAGAGACUGCAUGAUGAAGUUGUAAGACUCGAAUAAUUUUCUGAAUUGUAUGCAUUUGAAGUAAAAUGAA